AUGGACCCUGAGAGACAGAAACGAAGGGAGGAGAUUCAGAAAGCGAUGGGCUUCAUACAGUCUUCACUGCCCUUUCCUGAACCAGAAAGCUACGAGGCAUUUCUGACCCAGCUGGUGUGCAACUUGCUGGAUGAGGGCAACACAGUGUUCCGGGACAGCGAGUGGAACCAGGCGGUCCAGCACUACGGGGAGGGCAUCAGUGUAGCGCGGUACGCCCAGGCCGAGGCGCUGGUCAUCCCCCCCGAACUGCUGGAGAGCCUCUACGUCAACCGGGCCUCCGCACAUUACCACAUGAGGGACUAUGAGCGGGGCGUGCAGGACUGCGACAGCGCGCUGUGCGUGUGUGAGGGAAGCCGCCGCACCCUGUACCGUAAGGCCCUGUGUCUGAGAGAGCUCGGGCGGCUCCGAGAGGCCUACGAGUGCGGCACCAAAUGCCUUCUCACCGCCCCGCACGACCGGCAGGUGAGCGAGCUGGCCCAGGAGUUGGCCAGCAAACUGGGCCUGAAGGGCCGCAAGGCCUACAUCAGCUCCCAGGGAGAUUCCCCCCCUCCGGGAGGGGAGGGCCAUGGGGAGGGCGCCCCGCCCACAGGAGAGACGUCCUCUAAUGGCCUUGAGUCUUUGACGGACAUGGGACCUGAGGAUCUGUCCAGCGCACAGUGCAUCCCGGCCCCGCUGGCCACGCCCAUCCCGGUCAGCGACGACCCGGCGACCCCCGAGGAGACGCCGUGUGCCGACCUAUCGGAGAGCCCCAGCAGCCAGGGCCUGCCCCCCAUGCCGUACUCGGUGCCCGUGUCGGAGCACAUGGACGAGUGCAGCAACAGCAGCGUCAUCAACGACGAUAUGGAGGGCCUGCUGGACUGCAUCCCCAAGAAGAUCAGCGAGAGCCCGGUACAGGGCGCCAUCCCCACCAACCUCCCCAACACGGCGGUGGCCCUGCGGCCGCCCUACUCCCCGGGCCUGCCCGCCCCGUCCCCCCAGCUGCCCCCGGCCUACUUCACCUCCUCCGUCAGCCAGGUGUCGUCCCAGGAGCCCUACCCGCCGCUGGCCCAGCGGGACCAGGGCUCCACCCACGCGCAGGACGCCCUGGGGGGGGCCUACUCCCCGGGGGACACGGACCCGGCCGGGGGCCUGGACUCCCUGUCGGAGUACACUCUGCCCGGCGGACGCUUAUCACACAGUUUCAUCCCUGGGAUCCGCAACCAUAAUGCUGCACAUAUGAACGGCCAAGGUGGCACCAACCUCUCCAUGCUGUCCCGAAACCCGCUGGCCGCCACCCACGAGUUCCGCCAGGCCUGCCAUGCCUGCUACAGCCGCAUAGGUCCGCGUGUGAUGGACUACCAGUACCAGCCCGAGGCGGCCCACCGCUGCAAGAGGGACGUCCUGCUGUGCCGUCUGAAGAACGGCGACGACCCCACCUGGAAGAGGGUCCGCCCCCGGCCCGCGCGGAAUAACUUCCUGGGGGCGUUUGUCCUUUGUAAAGAGGUACAGGAGCGGCAGGAGUGCCAGUACGGGGAGAACUGCACGUUUGCGUACUGCCAGGAGGAGAUCGACGUGUGGACCCAGGAGAGGAAAGGCGCCCUGAGCCGCGAGUUGCUCUUCGACCCGCUGGGCAGCACGGAGCGGCGGGCGCUCAGCGUGACCCGCCUGCUGCAGCUCCACAUGGGCAUGUUCAUGUUCCUCUGUGAGGAAUGUUUUGACAGCAAGCCUCGGAUAAUCAGCAAGCGCAGCAAGGAGAAUCUGGCAGUCUGCUCCAACCUCACGGCCAGACACCCGUUCGACGACAAUAAGUGCCUGGUGCACGUGGUGCGGUCGGCCAACGUGCGCUACAGCAAGGUGCGCCCGCUGCACCCGCUGUGCCAGUUCGACGUGUGCCGCCACGAGGUGCGCUACGGCUGCCAGCGCGAGGACAGCUGCUCCUUCGCCCACUCCGUCAUCGAGCUCAAGUGCUGGGUGCUGCAGCAGGACACGGGCAUCACCCAUGAAGAGAUGGUGCAAGAGUCCAAGAGACACUGGCACCGGCUGGAGCAGAACGCCCAGAAGCAGCAGAAGCCCAUGCACAUCCCUCACCACGGCAACCACAUGGGCUCGGGUGGAGGAGGUGGGAUGGGGGGAGGCGGCUGCGGCGGGGGAGACUGCAUGGGGGGCGGCGUGAGCUCCAUGGGUGGGAUGGGGGGCGUGUCCGGAAUUGGGGCUGGUCCCGGGAGAGGGCGGGGUCUAAACCUGAAGAUGAAGUUUGUGUGUGGCCAGUGCUGGAGAGACGGGCAGGUCAACGAGCCAGACAAGAACCUCAAGUACUGCACGGCCAAAGCGCGGCACAGCUGGACUAAGGAGCGCCGGGUCCUGCUGGUCAAAUCCUUUGAGAAGAAGAAAUGGGUCGUGGUCCGGCCGUUGCCCUUCUCUCGCACCUACCCACAGCAGUACGACAUGUGUGUCCAUGUGAUGAAGCAGAAGAAGUGCCAUUAUAUUGGAAACUGCUCGUUCGCCCACAGUCUGGAGGAGAGGGAUGUGUGGACGUACAUGAAGAACAACAGCUUGAGGGACAUGCAGCAGAUGUACGACAUGUGGCUGCAGCUGACCAAUCAGAGCCGGCGCACGGACGGCCCCCUCCUUACUCCACCCCCAGAGGAAAAGCAAGUCACCAUGACAGCAGAUUAUUCGGAAGGCAUGGGAGGACAGCGGCUGUCUGAGGGAGAUGACCUCUAACGGGUAGAGGGACAUGAGAAGAGGAUGAGAGAGAGAGACGAGCCUGCUGCUACACCAGCUAUUACAGAACAGACUGUAAACAAUGGUGGCGCCUCUAUUCUGAAUGGGAAAGUAAACAAAUGACCCCUCCCUCACCCCCCCCAAAAAAAAUAAUCACUCGCCGUGGUGACGUCUAGGGGCAUGCUGACCUCUUGGCGUACACACACGCAUACACGUAUACAUACAAAUGCCACAGACACCCAUUCACAGAGAAAGCAACUUUAGGUUUAACCUGUUCUGUUUGUCAUUGUUUUCUGCCAUGCUACAGUCUUUCACACACACAAACAUGUAAAUGACAGUCCUUGCAUGCUUUUAACACCGUGUAAAGCAGAGGCCCUAAUUUGUCAAAUCAACAAUUAUUUGGUGAACACCCCCAGCUGUUCCUCAGAACAGGUCUUUUUGGCGUUGGAUUAACAAAGAUAAUCAGAAGACAGAGAGGGAAGCGCUGGCCGUUUUUGUGCUGUUGUUCCACAAUGAAUUUGAAAUCUAUAUAUUUAAGCGUCAUAGUAUUUAGCUAAAAACGGAAGGAAAGAAAAGCUAAAACUUAGGCUUACAGCUUUUCACAGCAGCCCAGCUGCUACAAACAUGCUAAGCCAUCACAAAAAAAUUAUUAUAACUCACUAAACCCCCCCCCCCCCCCACCCCCAACGCACUCCUUCUUCCUGCUGUAGCAAAUCAAAGAUUGGGCGCAAAAUGGAUUCCCGGGGUGAUGUAUUUAAUUCACUUAUUUUCUUUUGUUUGUUAUUUUGCCUUUCUUUCCUGGGGGAGUCGUACUCCCCUGUUAUCUAGUCUGCCAUAUUGGCAGAAUGCUAUGAAUGUAUUGCCUGCAAGGGCCUUUUUUUUUUAAAGGAAUCGAGGAGAAUUCUCAUUUCCAAAAUAUAAAACAGACAACAAUGCUAUAUAAUAGUUGUUGAAUGUAUGUAGACAUACAUAAGUACAUUGACCUUAUUACAAUCUCCUCAUAUUUAUGCAUCAGUUCCCCUUUCCUACCAGACCCCCCCUGGGUCCCAUCCCCGACCCGGGUUGAGAGUCUUAAGCACCGCCUUCGCACGCCUCCUGAAGCCCGGGGAAGACGAUGAGCAGAAACGUCUCUCCCUGAGGACAAAAAAAAAGACAAAAGGACUCCUCUUAAACGCAAAAACCCAGGGGAACUGCUUCGACCCGAGACGUUACUCAAUUUCCGGCCAUCUUUGCAGGGGUAACGAUGAGUUCUUUAGUGCUUAUAAGGGGCAAUGGCGACAGAAAGUAAUCAGCCUUUAUUUCAAUUAUUUGUUUUUAAAAGGAAAGUCAGAAACCCACCCUACCCUGACACCGAUAUAUCAGACAAGAUGACACUUUAUUCAUCCUGAGCGAUGUGGAUGACGGAGCUAAUACUAUAAUACGGACCUAGUCCGGGUUGUGUUCUGCUAGCUUACACCCCUGUACAUGCACUGUAGGCAUAAGUACAUGUCCUGCUAGCACCCUAUGCUAGCAGCCUAUGUGCAGUACAUGUCCUGCUAGCAUACUAUGUUCAGCACAUAUCCUGCUAGCACCCUAGGAUCAACACAAGGUGUUUUGGCACGCUACGUCCGUACAUGUCCACGAAGAAAUAACGACCCCACCCUGACCGCAAACGGCGGUCAGGGUUCAUUUAUAUUUAGGAGAGUGGAAUUUAUUUUCAGGAGAAGGAUUUGUCGGGCAACCAAGCGAAUAGAGAGAGAAAAUGUCUACAAAAACGAAUGUUAAAAUCUGUUAGAGAGAUUAGGACGAUUUAAAGACUAUAUAUUUUUGUAGGCUGAAUUGUACCUACGAUUAUAUGGCAGAACUAGGAGAUUGGUGCCGAUGUAAUCUGUUCAGCUCGGGCCGGUAUUUCACACAAACAAAAUGUGCUUCUUUAGCCUUUUGGUCAGGUUUGUUACUGAUCAUCCCUACUAGAAAUCCCCAGGGCAGACUUUCAAAAUAAAAGUCUAAAUUCGUAGCUUGGGACAUGAAACAUAUUAGCACCAUAUAAUGUGCCUAAUAAAAACAGCACACUCACACAAGUAAACACACAUGCACACCACAUGCAUACCACAUGCACACCGAGAUAAUGGAUGAACUAUUGCCAUCUUACCUCCAAUGUGGUCCAAGAUGUCAUAAGAUAUGUCUAUACUCAAAUAUACUAUAUUACACAUUAUAUGAUACAUAUUUACUGAUAUUGUUAUACUACUAAUAAUAAUUGAUAACUUAGCAGUUAAGCUUAAUUAAAUAUAUAACCUGAGAACCUUGUAUUGAUUACAUAGAAGAGCUCUGCUAUUGCGUAUAUGACAUGUAUCGCUGAACUAGAUAAUGAUAGUGAAGUUUUUUCUUUUUGUAACUUUUUCUCCUUUUUCUUUUCGCUUAUGUGAGGGUCAUUCCAGACCAUGUGUACCAGUUGGUUUCGGUGGACCGGAUUGGGCCGGCUUUUGGAUUUGUGUUGAUGAACAUCAUACCAGCUGACAGUGUAGAUUGUUCAAACAGAUUGGGUUUCAACAGGGCAGUUUGAUUUGAGUAUUUAUAUUUUUUUAUAGUUUUACUUGCCACCAGCUGAGGCCAAACUUACAUGAGAUCAAGCCCAGUCUUGGUGUAGGUGAUGUAGUGAUGCUCUGGAAUGACCCAGGUAUUAGCUUCUCUGAAGGAAUUCUAUUACUUCUACUUCUACUACUACUACUACUACUACUCCUACUCCUAGUAUUAUGAUGAAUAUGAUGAUAAUGAUUGCUAUCUAAUGACUAUUUCUAUUUCUCCUAUAUGCUAUUGAUAUACGUAUGUUAAUUGCUAUGUAUAACUCUUGAUAUGUAUUCAUGUAUGGAUAUUAAUGAUUAAUGGUAUAUAGGCACCUAAUGUAUGCAACGGCACGGCCUGGAGGAGCAGAAAAACAAAGUGAAAGCUAGUUUUAACUUCAGCUUAUUACUAUAAAAGGGCACCUGGGCACUAGAGGACAUAUACUGACAGUUACAGGAAGCCCGGCCCAGAAGUCCAAACCAUCCGUAGUAAUUCAUUUGAAAUAUCAAGGCUGGUUCCCAUGGACAUCUAAGUGGUGUAUCAAUUAAGCCCUGCCCUAGAAAUAUACUUUUUUUGCAAAAGGAACAAAACAAGGAAUUUGCAGUAUAAGCUCCGUGUCCUUUGGCUGCAGUGGUGAUGGCUCAAUGCAGCUCAUGUCUUAAAACUUAUACUUAGAGGUCUGUAUACUGCAGUUAUAGCGCCAUAUUCUAUAUAUUAUACCUAUAAGAUGAUACAUACACCUAUUGUAUAAUCGUACUCUCCUUUAUAUAUAGAUAUAUAUGAUACCUAUAACUAUGAUUAUUCUAGAAGGACACCCUUAUGAGGUAAUUUAGAUAAAAGAUGUUGGGGAACUGUUUUUUGUUUAUUUUGUCGAGCUGUGGGCCUGUGGGUCAGUGAUGUCACUUCAUAACAUUGGCUGUGAUACUGGGGAGAAGGAGUUUGCCAACGAAAUGCACUCAACACUUUUUCAACUUCAAAUGUCUGCCUAAGCAUCGAUUGCACUACCAGCAUCGCUGGGGGAGAGGGGGGGAAAUGGAACAGCUUAAUGGGGGUUCCUCACUCAAACGUGGUCUUCCCCAUGACCGUGGACCACGUGUUGUCUGCAUUUGGUUGGCAAUGUUUUUCCACCCUUGCUCUGGGGGGGAGCCCAGUUUUUUGGCUGAUUGGUAACCACUGCCAGGCAUAGAGAAUGGCCCUAAGGCCUGUGGUCUUGCGUGUUAAUUGUACCCAAGAGAAGGGAGAGAUAUGAACAGAGAGGAGGUGGGGGAUUCGUUCUGUUUAGGGCCGCCUGCAUUACAGUCCUGCAAGGGGUAGCACCUAACUGUCUUUUGGAUUUAAGUUAUAAUGGGAUAGAUGGCCAAUCUCUUUGUUUUAUGCUGUAUGUUCGGAAAAUUACAGAUUUUACUCAGAAAUCAUGAAUAACACAUUUGAUUUCAAUCCUGCCUAAUUGAGAAGUUAUUUAAUUUGGAUGUUUUAAUAUAAUUGUUUUCACGAGAUGAAGCUGAAUCAUGACCCACACCCUAAUUUCACUUGACAAACGGCCGCAUCGUCCUUAUGUUCUGUUCUAUCAUGGCAUGGGCUGAUCUCAUGCAUCCACCAACACUUUGUCUUUGUUUACUUGUGAUUCUCUUGUUUUUCCUAAGUCAUCCCUCCUACACCCACUGACACCCCACCUUCUUAAAUCCAUCCCCACCUACACACAAACCUGACGCCGGCCACCCAGAUGAAAAUCCAUGUGAACCUCUAGUUUUGUUUUGUUUAUCAGUGGUUAUUUGAUGGUCGAAUUAGCUUCCAGGAACUCCGAUAUGAGAGAUGCAGGGGUUUAAGAAGUGGAAAAAAAACCAAGCCUUUUUUUUGUACUGUACUUUUACGUUUGUUUUCUUUUUUUCUUUUUGUUGUAUUAGUUUGUCUUUGUUUCAUCCUCUAUCCUCCAUGGUUGGAAGUGAAUCACGGUCAAACAAGUGGACCAAAUCUCUUGAAAGCAUUUAAUAAACGGAGUGUUUUAGAAAAACA
Gadus morhua (Atlantic cod) is the source of this 7257-nucleotide messenger RNA. RefSeq names its product zinc finger CCCH-type containing 7Bb (gene zc3h7bb). Gene Ontology annotation, biological process: miRNA processing. Gene Ontology annotation, molecular function: metal ion binding; miRNA binding; protein binding. The transcript has 20 exons. Bases 1 to 2703 code for a protein of 900 amino acids. The record is from RefSeq and is a predicted model, not a curated record. Lineage: Eukaryota; Metazoa; Chordata; Actinopteri; Gadiformes; Gadidae.